Rhinopithecus roxellana (golden snub-nosed monkey) is the source of this 579-nucleotide messenger RNA. It is a transcript of the gene RBX1, whose product is annotated as ring-box 1. Gene Ontology annotation, biological process: ubiquitin-dependent protein catabolic process; protein ubiquitination. The record is from RefSeq and is a predicted model, not a curated record. The coding region runs from base 80 to 406 and encodes 108 amino acids. Gene Ontology annotation, cellular component: cullin-RING ubiquitin ligase complex; nucleus. Gene Ontology annotation, molecular function: ubiquitin protein ligase activity; zinc ion binding; cullin family protein binding. Lineage: Eukaryota; Metazoa; Chordata; Mammalia; Primates; Cercopithecidae. The transcript is spliced from 5 exons.
GUGCCGGGGAGGCUGGGGGAACGAAGUGUGCGCUGCUGCGCAGGCGCGGUGGUCGGACGACAGACCGUGUGUUUCCAAAAUGGCGGCAGCGAUGGAUGUGGAUACCCCGAGCGGCACCAACAGCGGCGCGGGCAAGAAGCGCUUUGAAGUGAAAAAGUGGAAUGCAGUAGCCCUCUGGGCCUGGGAUAUUGUGGUUGAUAACUGUGCCAUCUGCAGGAACCACAUUAUGGAUCUUUGCAUAGAAUGUCAAGCUAACCAGGCAUCUGCUACUUCAGAAGAAUGUACCGUCGCAUGGGGAGUCUGUAACCAUGCUUUUCACUUCCACUGCAUCUCUCGCUGGCUCAAAACACGACAGGUGUGUCCAUUGGACAACAGAGAGUGGGAAUUCCAAAAGUACGGGCACUAGGAAAAGACUUCUUCCAUCAAGCUUAAUUGUUUUGUUAUUCAUUUAAUGACUUUCCCUGCUGUUACCUAAUUACAGAUUAGAUGGCACCGUGUUUUUCUGCUUUGUUUUUCAGUUUGCUGUUUCUGUAGCCAUAUUGUAUUCUGUGUCAAAUAAAGUCCAGUUGGAUUCUAGAA